Messenger RNA from Pristis pectinata (smalltooth sawfish), 14061 nucleotides. RefSeq names its product dynein, axonemal, heavy chain 5 like (gene dnah5l). The transcript has 72 exons. Gene Ontology annotation, biological process: microtubule-based movement. Gene Ontology annotation, cellular component: dynein complex. Gene Ontology annotation, molecular function: dynein light intermediate chain binding; minus-end-directed microtubule motor activity; ATP binding. Lineage: Eukaryota; Metazoa; Chordata; Chondrichthyes; Rhinopristiformes; Pristidae. Bases 13 to 13197 code for a protein of 4394 amino acids. The record is from RefSeq and is a predicted model, not a curated record.
GGUAUUUGAUGCAUGUCUUUUGCAGAACUCCCAUCAGACUUGCAAAGACAAUUCAUACUGUAUCAUAUGAUUGAAGAAUUCUUUGCACCAAAUGGUUCUAAAAAAUUAUUAUUUUAUUACCAAGAAAUAGCCACAAACAUAGAUUUGAGACGUUUAAGUGCUGACACAUCCAGAAGCAUACCUCAGAAAAGGCUGUUCAUCACUAAUGGCUCAGCUGAGGGUUUGACUGGGACUUGCUUAUUUUUUCUUCGAACUACUAAUAAAAAUAUCAGCACAGCAAAUGUUUCUCAGGAGGUAAAUUUUGGCAUGCUUAAUUGUUCUGAAGAGAAUCUACUUCAAGGGCUGGAGAAACUUCUUGGCAAUGUAAUGGUACCUGCACUGCGAUCCCAAGAGAAUUGGGGAUCUAUUAAAGAAGGACUAAAGAAUGCUCAGAUUCAAGAGUUCUUUGAAUCCUUGGACAAAUUUGUUGGCAAUUUGACCUCAGCCAGGAAAAAUAUGGAACGGCAGAUUAUUCUUGCAGAGUUGUCUACAGCCUACAACAUUGAUGACCUGCAUAGUCCCUCAGACUAUUUGAUUGCAGCAACCAACACAGAAUUUGUGGAGCAACUUGAGGGAGUGUUAAUGUCAUGGAGUAAACAAAUUGAACAGGUUUUAGCUGAAAGUGAGCAAAUGAGAAAAGAAGCAGACGACAUUGGUCCCUCUGCAGAACUGGAUCAUUGGAAGAUGAGAAUGGCAAGGUUUAAUAGCCUUCUUGAUCAAAUUAAGAGUCCUCAAGUAAGAAGAGUUAUAGGCAUUCUUCAGGUUGCAAAGUCCAGGUCAUUGAAACAUUGGAGAAAACUGGAUGGCAAUAUUACAGAUGCAGCCAAUGAGGCUAAAGAUAAUGUGAAAUAUCUAUACACAUUGGAAAAGUUCUUUGGGCCCCUUGUGAAGUGCACACCGGCCACCAUGGUUGAACAUGUCCCUAAUUUGAUGAACAGUAUUCGGAUGAUCCACAGCAUUUCCAAGUACUACAACACAUCGGAGCAUAUGACCUCUCUUUUUAUCAAGGUUACCAAUCAAAUGAUUAGUACAUGCAAGAAGUACCUCUGUCAGAAUGUUGGAAAAAUUUGGGAGCAUGACAGGCAGGAACUUCUGAAGAGAAUCAAGGACUGUAUACAAUUAAAUCUUGAGUAUCAAAAACACUUCCAACGAAUCAGGGAGAAGCUUCGGGAAAAUCCAAAGGAGAGGCAGUUUGAAUUUAGUGAAAACUACAUAUUUGGCAAAUUUGACACAUUUUGCAAACGACUGGAGAAGAUUAUGCAUGUGAUAAACACCAUGGAAAGCCUCUCUGAUCUGCAGAAUGUUAAAAUGGAGGGAUUUGACAAAAUAUACUUGCGUUAUCAGACAAUUAUCACCAGUUUGAAAUCAAAGACUUAUGAUGUACUGGAUCACAGAAAGCAAGAGUUUGACAAUGAUUACCAGGAAUUUAAACUCCAGAUGGAAGGACUUUAUCAGUCAAUGCAGACUUUUAUGGAUUCUUGGUUUGAACAAUCUUUAACUAUAGAACGCAUGCUAGAGUUGCUGGGCAAGUUUGAACAUAUUGCUGGAUCACAACUAGAACUAACAGACAAAUAUCUAGUUGUCCUGCAGCGUUUUGGGCGAGAUUUAGACCUAGUGCGCAAGACCUAUCAGAAACAAAGAGAAAAUCCACCUGUACCUCGUAAUAUUCCACCUGUGUCUGGGAAGAUUAUGUGGGCCCGACAGCUAUUCAGAAAAAUAGAUAUUCCCAUGAAAUUUCUGAAAAAUAAUACUGAAAUUUUGAAGAGCCCUGAAAUGAAAAAAAUUAUCAAAAAUUAUAACAAGAUGGCAGCUGUUCUUCUGGAGUUUGAGAUGCUGUAUCACAGGGGUUGGUGCCGAGCGGUUAACUUGGCUCAAAAUGGACUUCAGGCUUCGCUGAUUGUGAGACAUCCUGAGACUAAGGAAAUCUUAGUGAAUUUUGAUCCUGCCGUGCUUGAGUUACUUUUAGAAGCGAAGUACUUGUAUAAACUGGGACUUGAAGUGCCACAAGAGGCUCUCAACUUAUGGCUAAAAGAGGCAGAAAUUAAGCACCAUUAUUUAAGCAUUCAGGAACUUUUACGUAACUACCAAAAUGUGGUGAACAGCAUCCCAUCUAUUAUUCAACCACUGAUGAAGCCUUUUAUUAGCCAAGUGGAUGAAGCUCUCAUUCCUGGAAUGACUAUGUUGGCUUGGACCUCCUUAAACAUUGAAAAAUUUGUAGAUAAUGUGUACAUUUCACUAAUGGAGCUGGGGCAAGUGGUGAAGCAAGUAUCUGACAUGUUGGAGUGUAGGAUUGAGAGGGUUCUGCAUGCAGUGUCUCUUACUGCCCUGGUUGACCUUCCUGAAGAUGACCUCGUAGAAGUCCCAGCUUUUCUGGAAAUGACUGAAAAUAUUGUUGCCUCAGCUGGACAAGCUUUGUCUAUACAAAGCCAACAGGUGGAACGUUCAAUGUAUCAGUUAAUGAACUCAUUGAAACAAAAACUAAAGCCAACAGAACAAGCCAAUCUUGAGCAAAAAACUCGUUGUCAAGAAUGCUUGACCUGCUGCUUCUAUAACCUAAUGGGACAACUUUGCCAAAAGAAUACUGAUGCCUUGGUGAAAUGUACCAAGUUAUCGUUGGACUCUCUCAAGCGGCAUUUACAUGUCACCAGUUCUAAGUAUGAGGCAACAAAACCAUUUCCCAGUGGUGCUGCUGAGACAUCAAAAGCUCCAUUCUUCAAAUCUAAGAUUGUACUGGCAAUUCCAUAUGUUUCCAUGCGACCAAGUCUGGAGGAUAUUCAGUCCGUCCUCAACAGAGCAGUGAACAUAAUUCUCUCCAUGUCUAAGGAUAUUCCUCUUUGGUCCUUUGCCCAUCUGCAUCUGAAACAACAGCAGGUAUUCACUGAAAAUGCUGCUCGAGAACUGGGUGAUGACAGUAUCCUUGGUAAACCGGUAGUGCUCAAACCCCUUGAUAAACAGAUUAGUGAACACAAGGAUGUCACUAAGGUUGUGAUCCAACUUGGUUCUGUUAUUUCCAAUUUAAAGAGUGAUGCAGCAAAAAUUCUUGACAGUUUUUCUCCGUUCUCUCACUUGUGGAAUCAGGAUCCUGCUGAAAAAGUAAAGGAAUUCAUGGAUUCAAAUCCAAUCCUCUCUGAGUUCAAUGAGAAAAUCGCAUAUUAUGCUAAAUUGGAGAACCAGAUUGAUGAGUUGCCCUCUUGUUAUGAAGUGGGCUCAGUUCAAUUUGAUACUCAGCAUUUGAAGCUGUCAUUGAUUCAGGAAUGUCGUGUAUGGAAGAGAGCCUUUGGCACAGCCUUGAACAGAAAAACUGCUACAGAAAUGGAUGAGAUUUUUUCUUUUAUUGAAAAUCUUAGCAAACGACUGAAUCGACCAAUUAAUGAUUUGGAUGACGUGCGUGGAGCCAUGGCAGCACUAAAAGAAAUCAGAGAUGCCGAGAUAAAGAUUGACAUGACCAUUGAACCUAUUGAAGAAACUUAUGCCCUCCUAAAUAAGCAUGAGCUACUUUUUCAAGAUGGAAAUGCUGAGAGAGUUGAUGGACUAGCUUAUGCCUGGAAGAACUUAAAUGCACAGGUUGUGCAGACACAGAAUAUACUUAUAAAAGUGGAACCUGCAAUGAAGACUGAUCUGUUGGAUGGGGUAAAAAUCUUCCAAUCCAACGUUCAGAAUUUUUAUCAAGACUAUGAUACUAAAGGCCCUGGUGUUGAAGGCCUUCCACCUCAAGAAGCUAACGAAAGGCUGCAAAUCUUUCAGACAAACUUUGAUGAGCUCUGGCGGAAAUUUACUACUUACUCUGCAGGAGAAGAACUCUUUGGGCUGCCCGUUAUUGAUUAUCCUGAUUUACAGAGAAUAAGACGUGAACUCACCUUACUUCAGAAAUUGUAUGGUCUGUAUAAUUCAGUUAUCGAUAAUGUCAGUGGUUACAAUGACAUUUUGUGGAGCGAGUUGGAUGUUGAAAAAAUCAACAAUGAACUUCUGGAUUUUCAGAACAAAAUACGGAAAUUACCCAAAGCCUUGAAGGAGUGGCAAGCUUUCAAUGACUUGAAGAAGAAGAUUGAUGACUUCAGUGAAACUUGUCCAUUGCUUGAAAUGAUGGCAAACAAAGCUAUGAUGUCAAGACACUGGGAAAGGAUUGCACAGGUCACUGGCCAUACUUUUGAUGUUGAAUCUGAACAAUUCUCCCUCAAAAAUAUAACAGAAGCACCAUUACUAAAAUAUAAAGAGGAUAUUGAGGACAUUUGUAUUAGUGCAGGAAAGGAAAAGGAUAUUGAAGCAAAACUAAAAGCUGUGAUCAAUGAAUGGAGUGGUCACAUGCUCACUUUUGCCCCAUUCAAGACAAGGGGUGAGUUGCUGCUCAAAGGAUCAGACAUCAUGGAGAAUAUUGCACUAAUGGAGGAUAGCCUAAUGAUAUUAGGCUCAUUAAUGAGUAACAGGUACAAUGCACCAUUUAAGCCCACAAUUCAACAGUGGGUACAGAAGCUCUCAAAUACCACAGAAAUAAUUGAAAACUGGCUUACAGUUCAGAACCUUUGGAUUUACCUGGAAGCGGUGUUUGUUGGUGGAGAUAUUGCAAAACAACUACCACAGGAGGCCAAAAGAUUUCAGAACAUUGAUAAGUCAUGGCAGAAGAUUAUGCAACGAGCUCAUGACAAUACAAACAUCGUGCUGUGCUGUGUAGGUGAUGAAACCUUAGCACAACUUUUACCACAUUUACUGGAGCAGUUAGAGAUGUGUCAGAAAUCACUUACUGGAUAUCUGGAAAAGAAACGCCUACUAUUUCCCAGAUUUUUCUUUGUUUCUGAUCCAGCUCUGCUGGAAAUCCUUGGUCAAGCCUCUGACUCUCACACAAUACAGGCUCAUCUCCUAAGUCUUUUUGACAACGUUAAUAGAGUGGGGUUCAAUGAAAAAAGUUAUGACCAGAUCCUUUGCUUUGAGUCUCAGGAAGGAGAAAAAGUUGAUCUCAUUGAACCAGUCACAGCACAGGGCAAUGUGGAAGUCUGGCUGGGGCAGCUCCUGAAUGGAGUCAGAAAGACAAUUCACAGCAUUAUUCGACAAGCUUCAAUAGCAAUCACUGACAGUGAAAUUAAACUAUAUGAGUUUCAAAAUAUGUUCCCUGCACAGAUAGGUUUGCUGGGUAUUCAGAUGAUCUGGACAAAAAACUCAGAAGAAGCUUUGAAUAAUGCUAGAUUUGAUAAGAAGAUCAUGCAAACAACGAAUCAGGCAUUUCUGGAUAUGCUUAAUGAUUUGAUUGACAUGACAACUCGAGAACUAACAAAAAUGGAACGAACAAAAUAUGAAACACUUAUCACCAUCCACGUACACCAGAAAGACAUUUUUGAUGAUCUGGUUCGGAUGAACAUUAAAUCCCCAUCCGACUUUGAAUGGCAAAAACAAUCCCGGUUUUACUUUGUAGAGGACACAGACAAAUGUAUUAUUCAGAUCACAGAUGUUGAGUUCAACUAUUGCAAUGAAUACCUAGGCUGUACAGAUAGACUUGUAAUAACACCAUUAACCGACAGAUGUUACAUUACACUGUCUCAGGCCUUAGGCAUGAGCAUGGGUGGUGCACCAGCAGGACCUGCAGGCACAGGAAAGACAGAAACCACCAAAGACAUGGGGAAAUGUCUUGGAAAGUAUGUUGUUGUAUUUAACUGCUCAGAUCAGAUGGACUAUAGAGGUCUAGGCCGCAUCUAUAAAGGUCUGGCUCAGUCUGGUGCAUGGGGUUGCUUUGAUGAAUUUAAUCGUAUUGAGUUGCCUGUGCUAUCAGUAGCUGCUCAACAAAUUUAUAUUGUACUACAGUGUAAGAAGAACAAAAAAUCGCAUUUUUUCUUCACUGAUGGUGACACUGUAGAAAUGGACAGAGAGUUUGGUAUAUUCCUAACAAUGAACCCAGGCUAUGCAGGACGUCAGGAACUACCUGAAAAUCUAAAGAUUCAGUUCCGUUCAGUAGCCAUGAUGGUGCCAGAUCGUGCUAUUAUCAUGCGAGUCAAAUUGGCCAGUGCCGGUUUCCGUGAUAACCAAAUCCUUAGUCGAAAGUUUUAUACACUCUACAAACUCUGUGAGGAGCAGUUAUCUAAACAGGUGCACUAUGACUUUGGCUUGCGUAACAUUUUGUCUGUGCUGAGAACUCUGGGUGCUGUUAAGAGAUCAAACCCAAAUGAACCUGAGAAAACAGUGGUCAUGAGAGUUCUGCGUGACAUGAAUCUUUCUAAACUGGUAGAUGAAGAUGAGCCUCUGUUCAUGAGUUUAAUUAAUGAUCUGUUUCCUGGGAUUACCUUGGAUAAAGCUGGCUACCCUGAGCUGGAAGCUGCCAUUGAGAAACAAACCACAGAAGCUGGAAUUAUCUACCAUCCACCUUGGAUCCUGAAGCUGAUUCAACUCUAUGAAACUCAAAGAGUUCGACAUGGUAUGAUGACUCUUGGUCCUAGCGGUGCUGGGAAGACAAAGUGUAUCAAUACCUUGAUGAAAGCUAUGACAGACUGUGGAGCACCACACAAAGAAAUGCGAAUGAAUCCAAAGGCAAUAACAGCCUCCCAAAUGUUUGGUACCUUGGAUGUUGCAACAAAUGAUUGGACAGAUGGUGUUUUUUCUACUCUGUGGAGGAAAACAUUGAAAGCAAAGAAGGGAGAACACAUUUGGAUUGUACUGGAUGGACCUGUAGAUGCCAUUUGGAUUGAGAAUCUUAACUCUGUUUUAGAUGAUAACAAAACUCUUACACUAGCGAAUGGUGAUCGCAUCCCAAUGGCACCAAACUGUAAGAUUGUUUUCGAACCCCAUAACAUUGACAACGCAUCCCCAGCCACUGUAUCCCGAAAUGGCAUGGUGUUUAUGAGUUCUUCGGUCCUAGACUGGAGACCUGUACUCAAAGCAUGGCUUCAGAAAUUGCCCGCAGCACUAUCUGAACAACUUUGGAACUGUUUUGAUAACGUUUUCCAGGAUUUAAUCAGUUUUGUCUACACUGCUGUAUUACCAAAAAUGCAAAUUCUGGAGUGUAUGUACAUUAAACAAGCAAUUGACCUUCUGCAGGGCCUAUUGCCAGGAAUUGAAGACAAGCAACCUAGCCCAGAGCAAGUAGCUCGGUUAUUCAUUUUUGCUGUCAUGUGGUCAAUUGGAGCACUUCUGGAAUUGGAUGACAGGGCUAAAAUGGAAAGCUUUUUGCGGAAUCAUACUGCACCACUGCAGCUUCCAGUGACUGAAGGAGAAGAAACAAUCUUUGAAUUUGUUGUUAGUGCCGAUGGUCACUGGGAGCAUUGGUCAAAGAGGGUGCCUGAAUAUAUAUAUCCAUCAGACUCAGUCCCAGACUAUUUAUCAAUUCUUGUACCAAAUGUGGACAAUAUCUGCACAGACUUUCUCAUGCACACAGUGAUGAAACAGGAAAAAGCUGUAAUGCUCAUUGGUGAACAGGGAACAGCCAAGACUGUUAUGAUAAAGGGCUACAUGAGCAAGUAUAAUCCUGAAGUCCAUGCAACCAAAAGUCUGAACUUCUCCUCUGCCACUUUGCCAAAUAUGUUCCAAAGGACUGUUGAAAGUUAUGUGGAUAAACGCAUGGGCAGUACAUAUGGCCCACCCAGUGGCAAAAAGAUGACUGUGUUUGUUGAUGACAUUAACAUGCCUGUGAUUAAUGAAUGGGGUGAUCAGAUAACCAAUGAGAUUGUCCGACAGCUAAUGGAACAGAAGGGUUUCUACAAUCUAGAAAAGCCUGGAGAGUUCACCAGCAUUGUUGACGUACAGUUUGUAGCUGCUAUGAUUCAUCCUGGUGGUGGCAGAAAUGACAUCCCUCAACGUCUCAAAAGACAAUUCACAAUUUAUAAUUGUACAUUACCAUCAAAUGCAUCCAUUGACAAGAUCUUCAGAACUAUUGCAAGUGGCUAUUUCUGUGAGCAGCGUGGUUUUCCUGAAGAGGUUUGCAAACUAGCCUCAGCUUUAGUAUCAACCACUCGCAAAUUGUGGCAGGCUACCAAGAUUAAGAUGCUUCCCACUCCAGCCAAAUUUCAUUAUAUUUUCAACCUUCGUGAUCUCAGCCGUAUUUGGCAAGGAAUCCUCAAUGUCAUAUCUGAAGUUUGCCAGUCUCCAGAUGUUUUGGUAUCACUCUUUAAGCAUGAAUGUACUCGUGUUAUUGCAGAUCGAUUUACCAACCAACAGGACAAAGAUUGGUUUGAUGCCACAGUAAAAAAGAUUGCUUCAGAGGAUCAUGGUGAUGCGAUUUUAGCAAAUAUUCAGAAAGGAGCCUACUUUGUUGAUUUCCUACGUGAUGCUCCAGAGGCCACUGGAGACGAACCAGAUGAUACGGAAUUGGAAGCUCCUAAGAUUUAUGAACCAAUUCCAUCAUUUGAUGAGUUGAGUGAACGCCUGAAGAUGUAUAUGGAGCAGUACAAUGAAGCUAUUAGAGGUGGAAAGAUGGAUUUGGACGCCAUGAUACAUUUGAUAAAGAUAUCCCGUAUCAUUCGAACUCCACAAGGAAAUGCUUUGCUGGUAGGAGUUGGUGGAUCUGGAAAACAGAGUCUUACUAGACUGGCAUCAUAUAUUGCAGGAUAUCAAAGCUUUCAGAUUAUACUCUCAAGAACAUACAAUACAAGCAAUCUAAUGGAUGAUCUGAAGAUUUUAUACCGUAUAGCUGGACAAAAAGGUUUGGGUAUGGCAUUUAUAUUUACAGACAAUGAAAUAAAAGAUGAGUCCUUCUUGGAAUACAUGAACAAUGUUCUAGCCUCAGGUGAAGUCUCAAACCUCUUUGCUCGAGAUGAAAUUGACGAAAUUACCCAAGACUUAAUCCCCGUAAUGAAAAAGGAGUAUCCGAGGCGACCACCAACUGCUGAAAAUCUCUAUGAUUACUUCCUUUCAAGAGUGCGUAGUAAUCUACAUGUGGUUCUUUGCUUUUCUCCUGUUGGAGAGAAGUUCCGUACUCGUUCAUUGAAAUUUCCAGGCCUGAUUUCUGGUUGCACAAUGGACUGGUUUCAGCGUUGGCCCAAAGAUGCUCUUAUUGCAGUUGCUCAGCAUUUCUUAGCUUCAUAUAAAAUUGAGUGUACAGCACAAGUUAAACAAAGUAUUGUGAAUACUAUGGGGACAUUUCAAGAUACCGUAGCAGAGAAAUGUGUUGAAUACUUUGAACGAUUCAGGCGACAGACCUAUGUGACUCCCAAGUCUUACUUAUCCUUUAUUGGAGGCUACAAAACUAUCUACAGAGAGAAGUUUGCUCAUGUGGAAAUGCUGUCCGACAGAAUGAAGACAGGUUUGGCAAAGCUAAUGGAAGCUGAGGUGUCAGUAAAUGAGCUAUCCAAAGAACUUGUGAUUAAGGAAAAAGAUUUGGCAGUUGCUUCAAAAAAAGCCGAUGAAGUUCUGCAGGAAGUGACCUUAAAGGCACAGGCUGCUGAGGUUGUUAAAACACAGGUUCAAAAAGUGAAAGACAAAGCUCAGCUCCUUGUAGAUGAAAUAGCAGCUGACAAACAUGUAGCUGAAACAAAACUAGAAGCAGCUAAGCCUGCAUUAGAAGAAGCUGAAGCAGCUUUACAGACUAUUAAACCAGCUGAUAUUGCCACAGUGCGCAAAUUAGGCAAGCCACCUCACUUGAUCAUGCGAAUCAUGGACUGUGUGCUGCUUCUUUUCCAAAGAAAAGUAGAUCUUGUAACUCUUGAUCCAGAUCGACCAUGUGUGAAACCUUCCUGGGGUGAAGCUUCAAAGCUGAUGAACAACUCUUCAUUUCUUAACAUGUUGCUGACAUUCCCAAAGGAUACCAUCACUGAAGAGGUUGUGGAUUUGCUACAACCGUACCUAGAUAUGGAAGACUACAAUCUUGAGACUGCCAAGAAAGUAUGUGGGAAUGUUGCGGGCCUGUGUUCAUGGACGAAGGCCAUGGCGAGCUUCUUUGAUAUUAAUAAAGAAGUACUUCCAUUGAAGGCAAAUCUGACUAUGCAAGAAGCCAAACUAGUUGUUGCCCAAGAAGAACUGAACAAUGCCCAAGCACAGCUGGAUGAGAAGCAACGGGAACUAGAUGAAGUGCAGGCCAUGUACGAUGCUGCAAUGUCAGAAAAGCAAGCAUUACUUGAUGAUGCAGAGGGCUGUAGGAAGAGAAUGAAUAAUGCCACUGCUCUCAUUGAAGGCCUGGGUGGUGAAAAGGUUCGGUGGACAGAAAGCAGUAAACUUUUCCAGGACCAGAUUACACGGUUAGUGGGUGAUGUACUGUUAGCCACUGGAUUCCUCUCUUACUCUGGCCCUUUUAACCAAGAAUACAGGAACAUUCUGCUUCAGAUAUGGAAAGACGAGAUGAGCAGCAACAGAAUUCCGUUCAGUGAUGUGAAAGUUGGUGACAAAGAGGUUGAUGUGAUGUUGGGAUUUACCCUGUAUAUUACCACCAAGUUGGCUAAUCCUGCCUACACACCCGAAAUCAGUGCUAAAACAGCCAUUAUCGACUUUACUGUCACAAUGAGAGGACUAGAAGACCAACUUCUUGGUCGAGUGAUCCUCAUCGAAAAACAGGAACUGGAAUCAGAGAGAGUGCUAUUGAUGGAAGAGGUCACAUCCAACAAACGGAGAAUGCAGGAGUUGGAGGAUAAUCUGCUAUAUCGUUUAACGAGCACUGAAGGCUCACUAGUGGAGGAUGAAUCACUGAUUGAAGUGCUCCAGGUCACUAAGAUAACAGCUGAAGAGGUGAGUGACAAACUGAGCACAGCUGCAGAAACAGAGGUGAAGAUUAAUGCAGCUCGUGAGGAGUAUCGGCCUGUGGCUUCACGUGGCAGCAUUCUUUACUUCCUCAUUGUUGAAAUGAGUUUAGUAAAUGUGAUGUACCAGACAUCACUUCGACAGUUCUUGGGUAUUUUUGACAUAUCCAUGGAGAGAUCAAUAAAAUCACAAGUCACCUCGAAAAGAAUUGCCAAUAUCAUCGAAUAUCUCACCUAUGAAGUAUUCAGGUACACUGUUCGGGGCCUGUACGAAGAUCACAAAUACCUCUUCACGCUGCUUAUGGCACUGAAGAUUGAUUUGCAAUGCAAGAAGAUUUCUCAUGAAGAUUUUCAGACUUUGAUUAAAGGUGGGGCUUCGUUAGACCUCAAUUCUGUGGAGCCCAAACCAAAGAAGUGGAUUAUUGACAUGACCUGGCUAAAUCUUGUACAGCUCUCUCAAUCGUACCCAUUUACUCAACUACUUGCACAAGUGACUAAAAAUGAUAAAGCUUGGAAGGCUUGGUUUGAUGAAGAAGCUCCUGAGGAAUCACCUCUUCCUGAUGGAUAUGACACUACUUUGGACACAUUCCGCAAAUUACUACUUAUUCGGAGCUGGUGCCCAGAUCGUACUAUUGCUCAGGCACGUCAUUAUAUUGCUGAGUCGCUUGGAACAAAAUACGCAGAAGGGGUUAUUCUAGAUAUGGAAGCAAUGUGGGCAGAAGGUGAUAAUCGAAUACCUUUGGUUUGCUUCCUUUCCAUGGGCUCUGAUCCUACUGAAAAUAUUGAGCGUUUGGCCAAGACCAAGAACGUCCCUUGUCGAGCCAUAUCGAUGGGCCAAGGUCAGGAAGUUCAUGCAAGACGUUUGUUGACUCAGAGCAUGCAGGAUGGUGGCUGGCUUCUUUUACAGAACUGCCACUUGGGCUUGAAUUUCAUGGAUGAACUUUUAGAUACCCUUACCACAACAGAGACGAUGCACGAUGGAUUUAGAACCUGGAUUACAACAGAAGUCCAUCCAAAGUUUCCCAUCAAUUUACUACAGUCAUCUAUUAAGUUUACGAAUGAGCCCCCCCAAGGUGUGAAAGCUGGUCUGAAGCGUACUUACAGCAGCAUUAGCCAGGAACAGCUGGAUGUCAGCAACAUGCCACAGUGGAAACCUUUAUUAUAUGCUGUGGCCUUCCUCCAUACAACUGUGCAGGAAAGGCGUAAGUUUGGUCCUCUUGGAUGGAACAUUCCAUAUGAAUUUAAUCAAGCAGAUUUUACUGCCAGUGUUCAGUUUGUACAGAAUCACCUGGAUGAAAUGGACAUUAAACGUGGUGUGAACUGGAACUGCAUGCGCUACAUGCUGGGGGAAGUACAGUAUGGAGGACGUGUAACAGAUGAUCUGGACAAGCGACUACUCAAUACAUUUGCUAAUGUCUGGUUUGGGGAAAGCAUGUUCACAGAUAAAUUCUGCUUCUACAAUGGCUAUGUCAUUCCACACGGCAAGACAGUUCAAGAUAUCCUGCAGUACAUUGAGAGUCUGCCACUGGUUGAUAGUCCUGAGGUAUUUGGACUUCAUUCAAAUGCAGAUAUAACUUAUCAGACUAACAUGGCAAAUGAGACCCUGAAUACAAUAGUCAACAUCCAACCUAAGGACAGUGGUAGUGGUGGAGGAGAGACCAGAGAAAGCACUGUACAACGUCUUGCAAAUGAAAUGCUGGAAAAGCUACCACCAGACUAUAUCCCACAUGAGGUAAAAGCUCGACUGCAGAAAAUGGGUGCAAUCCAACCAAUGAACAUAUUCUUGCGUCAGGAAAUUGAUCGAAUGCAGCGUGUUCUUGCACGAGUUCGGAGUACACUGACAGACCUAAAGUUGGCAAUAGAUGGAACAAUCAUAAUGUCUGAGGAUCUUAGAGAUGCUCUUGAUAACAUGUAUGAUGCCCGGAUUCCAAAACUCUGGUUUAAAAUUUCCUGGGAGUCGGCUACCCUUGGAUUCUGGUUUACAGAGCUACUCGAAAGAAAUCAACAAUUUCACACCUGGAUCUUUGAUGGACGACCAAACCAAUUCUGGAUGACAGGAUUCUUUAAUCCUCAGGGCUUUUUGACCGCAAUGCGACAAGAGACCACGCGUAUGAAUCUGAACAAGGGCUGGGCCCUAGAUAGUGUUAUUCUUUAUAAUGAAGUCACCAGAAUGAUGAAAGAAGACAUUAAUGCUCCUCCUGCUGCCGAUAUUGGUGGUGUUUAUGUCUACGGCCUGUUUCUGGAUGGAGGAGGCUGGGACAAAAAAAAUGUGAGGCUUAUGGAAUCAUCUCCGAAGGUAUUGUUCACCUUGCUUCCAGUCGUUCAUGUGUACGCAAUUAGUGCCACUGCACCUCCUGAUUCAAAGAAACAGCAGGGGGCAUUGUAUUCAUGCCCUGUGUACAAGAAGCCCAGGCGAACUGAUUUGACGUACAUCUUCUCUCUGUAUCUGAAAACAAUACAGAGUCCUGAUCACUGGACACUGCGUGGUGUGGCUUUACUCUGUGACUCCAAAUAAAUGCAACAAAAUGAAAAAACGAUGUGAAUUAUGCAAAGUUCAUUUAAGUAUUGUGUUUAAAUUAAAUUCUGAAAAUAUGUUUAUUCUGUUGCACAGUUUUGUAACGUAUGUGCAGCAUUCUGGGAGUUGUUUGAACACGGCUUGUAAGGUUUAGCAUUUAUUCUUGGAGGGUAGAGGAUUAUUUCAACAUGUUUUACACCGUCAGAUCUUCUUUCACAAAUAUAAAUGAUGAACAGGGAGGCUGCCUCACAAAAUUAGGCAGGGUACAAAAUAGGUUUUUCCAUCUCUUGAAUCCCCGAAGCCUUACCACUAUCUUUAUAUAUAUAGCAAUGUGAUGGAAUAGUCUGCACUUGCCUGGAUCAGUGUAGCUCUAUCAAUACCUACAACACAGAGGACAGAGUAGCCCCUUUGACUCGCAUGCCAUGCGUCACCCUGAAUAUAUUGCCUCCACACUGGCGAACAGUGUGUGUAGUUACUACAAUAUUUGACAACACCUCAAAACCCAUGACUUCUUUCAGCAAGAAGAACAAUGGAAGCAGGAUCAUGGGAACACCACUCUCUGUAGGUUCCCCUCCAAGUUACACACCAGCCUGACUUGGAAAUACUGUAUGUCACGUUUCCUUCAUCAUUGCUGGGUCUAAAUCCUCUCCAAAAGAAUUGUAGAAGUACCUUCACCAGAACAAUAGUAGCAGUUCAAGAAGACCAUUCCUCACCACAUUCUCAAUGGCAGUUAAAGAUGAUAAACACUGUCAAGUGACACUCACAUCCCAUAAAUAAAAUUUCAUUGAACGGGUAAAAAUUCACAGGAGUGCCUUAUUACAUUAAUAUUUUAAAGAGUUUGUUUACUUUCUGAAGAACCCUAGU